Messenger RNA from Malassezia sympodialis ATCC 42132, 2463 nucleotides. NCBI's taxonomy places the organism in Eukaryota, Fungi, Basidiomycota, Malasseziomycetes, Malasseziales, Malasseziaceae. The record is from the annotation of a RefSeq genome assembly.
AUGCCGAGUUUCCUUGCGAAGCUCCAGCGGCCUUUUGCGGAGCGCGCACCAGCGGAGCAUGGCGCGUCCAUGCCCGCCGAGGGCAGCGCGCCUGCCCGUGGCGCCACACGCCCUCCUAGUGUCGCAUCCACGUCAUCGAAGCAGAGCAGUGCCAUCAAGAGCCUCGGCAAGCUCCGACACAUGCGGCUUGCCGGGAAGAAGGAGGCAGAGGCAGCAAGCACGUUGCCUGUGCAGAGUGAGUCUGCGGCGGGCCCGCGCGACGCGAGCGACAGCAGCACUCGCGUGCCGUCGCGCAGCGCGCUGCGCCUCUCGCUCGACCUCAAGAACCGCCGCAGCUCCGUCUCGCGCGCGGCGGACGCGUCGGUGGACGCGUCAGACCUCACGCGCGUGCCGCUCGCUGAGGCGGCGCCCGACGUGCCGCUCAGCGAGUCGCAGGAAGCCCGCCUUGAUGCUGAAGGCGAUGCGGCCGUCCAGGCGCUGCACGCCGGGGCCGAGCCGGUGCCGCCCCCCAAGAUCGUGGUCCCCGAGACGGAGGAAACGAGCGCCACGCUGACUGACGCGCUGGACGCGUCGUCGCCGUCGUCGAUGGGGACGGCGCCGCCCAUCGAUUCGCCCGUGCUCCCUGACGCUUCGCCGCCGCCACCGCCCCUCGCGGUUCCGCCGCUGCCGUGGCACCAGCUGCGCGCCAAGCCCUCGUCGCCUAAGCUGACCACCGACAUGGCGUCUCUCGCUGAGGAGCCAGCGGCGCCCGAGUCGUCGCCCUCCAGCACGCUGCCGAGCGCCGCGAGCGCGAUAGACGUGUCGCCCACGGAGCGCGAUGCAGGCGACAGCGACGUCAAGCCGUCGUCCAGCAUGUUCCACAUGGGCAGGCGCGGGCUGGAAGUGAUGGGCCGCCUGCGCCCAAUCCACAUGGCGUCGAGCAACCGCAUGCUCGCGCCGCGGUCGGAGUCGAACAAGAGCGACUACCGCCGGCGCUCUCUCUUUGCGCCGCUGAUGAGCCGCGUCGAUUCACGCGCGACCAUCGCCUCGCCAACGCGGCAGUGGCUCGACUGGCUCGAGGCGCCUGGCCUCGCGCUGCCGCGUGCGUCCAAGCUGCGGGCGUUCCGCUCGCCGUCGGUGCUCUCGACGUCAUCCAGCAUGCAGAGCCUGCGGCAGGCGGGACCAUCGCCGCCGAUAUCCCCGGUUGACGCGCCCGGCCUCUUCGGCAUGCCGCUGAGCCGGGCUGUGGCGGCGACACGCGCGGCUGCUGCCAUCUCGCCCGACCUGGUGCCACCUGAACACGAGCUGGCCACCGAGGAGGGGAUCUUGCGACCGCCGCUAUGGUCGCGCGCCGAGGCGCAGCAGCGGUACCUGCCGCGCAUUGUGACGCGGUGCAUUGAGAGCCUCGAGAAGUGGGGCUGCGACGAAGAGGGCAUCUACCGCAUCUCGGGCCGUAGCUCGCACUCGACCAAGCUGCGUGCGCUGUGGGACGUGCCCGGCACCGACCUGAACAUGGCCGACAUUGGGCCCGCCGACCUGGACGUACACGCCGUGUGCAGUGUGCUGAAAAUGUACCUGCGCGAGCUACCAGAGCCGCUCGUGCCAUACGAGAUGGCCGCAGUGAUGGAGCGCAUGUGCGGUAGCACGGCGCCAGCGCAGUCGCCUGUCCUCUCGCGGCCCGACUCGGUGAUGAGCACCGCCUCGCGUACAGCCCCGUCGGGGCUCGAUGACGAAAAGCAGGCGGAGGUGGCGCGCGAGCUGGAGCCGCUCAUGCACCGUAUCCCGUACUGCGAGUGGUACCUGCUUCGCGAGCUCGCGGAGCACCUCGGCGUGCUGACCGAGCCUACGACGGUGGCGCGAACGAAGAUGCCGCUCUCGAACCUCACGCUGGUCCUGGCUCCGACGCUCCAGGUGUCAGGUCUGCUGUUCAUGACGCUCGUCCAGAAGCGACACAUGCUCUUUUCGGAGGCUACGCGCCCUGUCUUCGAUGCCCAGUCGCUCGCGGAGAAGAGCGGCUGGGCAUCGCCCGUGCUGGAUCGCGUCGAGCCGCCUACGCUCGCGCUCUCGGCCCCCGUGGAAGCCGCGCGUGGGCGCCUACCCCAACUCGACGUACCUGAAGAGGACGUGUCCGACGAACUCCACCCCGCCCAGCUUCAGGAUGCGUCCGAGAACCCCGUCGAGCAACCUCACGACGAGAGCCAACAGGCGCCCGAGGCACCUGAGGCCGCCGAAGCAUCCAGGGCAGCCGAAGCACCCAAGGCAGCCGAAGCACCGAAGGAAGCCGAAGCACCGAAGGAAGCCGAAGCACCGAAGGAAGCCGAAGCACCCGAGGCACCCAAGGCACCCGAGGAUCCCGAGGCACCCAAGACAGCCGAGGAUCCCGAGGGAACGCCUGAACCACUACCGAUCGCCCAGCGCUUUUCCCAGCCGCGAAGUUCGAUCUUAGCCGACUCUGUCCAUAAUAUUACGCAGCAGGCCUCGUAA